AUGAGCGGGUUCACAAAGUUUCGCGCCGGUCUCACCGCAGCCGGCUGCGCCGCCAUCAUCUUCACGGGCGCAACGUACGGCGCCGGGCUCAAGACGCAAGAAGAAUGGAAGGAGGAACGCAAACAGUUCCACGGAUCUCCAUACGACGAGCAGAUUGGCCUCCUCGAGGGUCAAAGAGGCCGGCUCCUCUCAGAGAGACGCAACUACGAAAGGAAAUUGAUGGCUCUGGAGGAGAGGAUACGCGAAAGAGAAGCGAAGAAGCCAGAGAGCUGA
Molecule: messenger RNA, 273 nt
Organism: Colletotrichum karsti
Lineage: Eukaryota; Fungi; Ascomycota; Sordariomycetes; Glomerellales; Glomerellaceae
Exons: 2
Coding region: 1-273 (90 amino acids)
Source: RefSeq, a predicted model, not a curated record